AUGGCAAACAAAUCACAAACAACCCACCAUGAAAACAACCCCCCCAUCAACCUCCCCAUCAAACCCCUCAUCAAACCCCCCAACAUAGACCCCACAAGCCUCGUCCGCAUCCCCCUCAGCGAAGAAGACAGCAAGCGCAUUCGCCGCAAGACCGACUGCGUCAUUCUCCUCAUCCUGAUCUGGGUAUAUUUCCUCCAGAUUCUGGAUAAGACGGUCCUAGGAUAUGGUGCGACAUUUGGCAUGCAAGAAGAUGCGCAUCUCACGGGGAACCAGUACUCGCUUAUCGGAUCGAUUGCACCGAUUGCCCAGCUUGCGUGGCAGCCGUUCUCGUCGUUUUUGAUUGUGAAGGUGCCGCAUCGGAUUCUUAUGCCGGUAUUGUGUUUUGGGUGGGGAGUUGCGCAGACAGCGAUGGCGGGGUGCCAUAGUUUUGGGGGUUUGAUGGCUACACGAUUCCUCCUUGGUCUCUUCGAAGCCGGGUGUCUCCCGCUGUUCAGCAUUAUCACUAGCCAGUGGUAUCGUCGUGCCGAGCAGCCGUUGCGCAUUGCUGCGUGGUAUAGUACCAAUGGCGCUGCGACGGUCGUUGCAGCGGCUCUUUCGUACGGACUGGGCCAUAUCAAAUCGCAUAUAUUAUUUCCAUGGCAGAUUAUAUUCCUUUUCGUCGGCCUGGUGACAGUAAUAACUGCCCCCUUCGUCUACUGGAAACUAGACAACGACAUCCCCUCCGCGCGCUUCCUAACAGAAGAAGAAAAACCCCAAGCAAUGGAGCGUCUCCGCGCGAACCAAACCGGUACAGGAAACCGCGAAUUUCGCAUGAAACAUGUCACAGAAGCAGGCCUUGAGCCGAAAACAUACCUCUGGAUCGGAAUGGCAAUGCUACUGAACAUCGGCGCAAGCGUGACCAAUGUCUUUGGUCCGCUUAUCCUCAGCGGGUUGGGAUUUGACAAGUAUCGAACUACGCUGCUCAACAUGCCGUUUGGGGCGUUGCAGUUAAUUGUUAUUUUGGUUGCAAGUUAUCUGGCGCAGAAGGCUCGGCUUAAAGCGGCGAUUUUGGCGGCAUUUAUGCUUCCUGUUGUUGCGGGGUUGGCUAUUUUGUAUGCUAUUCCAAGGACGCAGUCUGUGCAGGGUGCCUUGCUGGCGGGGUACUAUCUUCUUGCGUUUCUCUUCGGUGGGAACCCGCUAAUCGUCACUUGGAUCGUGGGUAACACCGCCGGCACGACCAAGAAAUCCAUCGUCAUGAGUCUUUUCAACGCGGCUACCUCGGCGGGGAAUAUCGUCGGGCCCUUACUAUUCAGCGAAAAGGACGCCCCGUCCUACCAUCCAGGUCUCCGAGCGUGUCUGGGGAUCUUUGCGGCUUUGGUUGCCGUGGUGCUUAUACAGUGGGGUAACCUUAUUGUUUUGAAUAGGAUGCAGGAGAGUCGGAGGGUGAGAAAUGGAAAGCCCGCUAAAAUGGUUGAUCGGUCGAUGAUGGAUCAGUAUCAGGAGGCCGGGGACCAGGAGGAUCGGGAGGAUGGGGAGCAGCAGAUUGGGGAUAAUGCGUUUUUGGACCUGACGGAUCGGGAGAAUGAUGAGUUUGUGUAUCUUUACUGA
This is a messenger RNA of Aspergillus ruber CBS 135680, 1587 nucleotides long. Its product is annotated as putative MFS transporter. NCBI's taxonomy places the organism in Eukaryota, Fungi, Ascomycota, Eurotiomycetes, Eurotiales, Aspergillaceae. Gene Ontology annotation, cellular component: membrane. The transcript is spliced from 3 exons. Gene Ontology annotation, biological process: transmembrane transport. Gene Ontology annotation, molecular function: transmembrane transporter activity. The record is from RefSeq and is a predicted model, not a curated record. Bases 1 to 1587 code for a protein of 528 amino acids.